AUGUGGCGGCAUCGCUUGUCUCGCUUGCAAGAGACAAUGAUCGCGUCUUCGUCGCCUGACUUCAAUUUGAGUUUAUCAGAAAGGGCGUUCGCCACCGCUGGAGCCGCUUUUCUAUCUGCAGUUAUAGUAAAUCCUCUCGAUGUCGCAAAGACUAGAUUGCAAGCUCAUGCUGUUGGUGUUCCAUAUCAGAAUCUCCACUCCAAAUGUCGCUUUGAACCAAACACAAGUUCAAUUUUCGAAGUCGCUGUCUUUCCAAAUCGAAUCGAAAGGGUUUGUGUCUGGACUGCGAUGAUGUUGUGUGUUCUUGCUAUAAUCUAUGCUUUCACACUCAUCACAAGAUUCACAAGGGUUGUUGGUGAACUUUUUGGCAUAUUGAUUUCAGUGUUCUUUAUGCAAGAGGCUAUUAAGGGAGUUAUUAGUGAGUUCCAUAUAGAAAAUGAAAGAGUAGAUGAGUGCCAAUUUCAAUGGCUAUAUACAAACGGGUUGCUUGCAAUUAUUUUGGCAUUUGGUACCCUCAUGACUUCCAUGAAGAGUAGAGGGUGGAUGUGUGGUCUUACAGAAGACUAUGGGGUUCCUCUAAUGGUGUUACUGUGGACUGCAAUAUAUUAUAUCAAGCCUAGAGAUGUUCUUCCUGGUGUUCCUAGACGCCUUUUUUGUCCCCUUCCUUGGGAACCUGGAUUUUUGUCUCAUUGGACUGUCAUUAAGAUAUUUUUUUACUGCUGGCAAGAUGCUAUUUUGGCUACUGAAAUUAAGCACAAGAUUAGGAAGGUAGAUCCGACUUUGGACAUGGAGGCUGAUGAAGGAGAUAAUUACACACAUAUUCCAGUAAGAAACAACAGAGUUGGAUGA
This is a messenger RNA of Lactuca saligna, 849 nucleotides long. The record is from the annotation of a GenBank genome assembly. NCBI's taxonomy places the organism in Eukaryota, Viridiplantae, Streptophyta, Magnoliopsida, Asterales, Asteraceae.